UGAAAGUUCGUCUGAUCACCAUCAACAUGCAAGGUCUUUGAACUGUAUUGUUCAAGUUAAAAACAAAUGGCAAUUGUCAACAGUCAGUGACUGUUUGGAUGGCUGAUCCAAAAAGAAUGACUAAAAAAAUUAUAUGAGAUUGUAAGAACGAAAAAUAUGGAGGAAAAAGCACCAGAAGAUGUCUCCGAAGUUGAAGAGAAAGUUCUGAGAGCACGAACUGUGUAUGUGUUGAUGAAAGAAGAUUAUAGGAUAUCUAGAAACAUUAGAGCAUCGUGGUAUUUCUCAAAUCUUGACACAGUUAUACCUUUUGUUCCAAGAAAAUCACUGGAUAACAUUGAGGAUGAGCUGACUGUUUUGUCUGUCCUACCUCAUGAAGAUGAUGUCCCAGAUGAAAAUCAGCUCAGAGAUGGAUUUAAAUUUAAACUGCUCCCUCAUUCCAACAUCAUAUUCCUGGCAAAGAGGUAUAGGAUAGUGUUUGUUCUAGAUCUUAGCCACUCAGCUGCAUCAGUCGACUUGAGGACUGGAGAAGUUAUACUGAACAAAGUUAUUCCAACAUUGAGAAGAUGUCUGACAGGAGUUGUCAGUCCAUUUAUCUUGCCUGGAACUGAUCUACUAUAUGAACCUGAAUUAUAUGUUACUGUUAUAGCUCAUACACCACUGUUGAAGUGUACAACUAAUCAGGUUUUGGCCCAAGGCAUCCGUGUUCUUAAAGGAAAUGUUGAAGAUUUUCUAGCCAUGAUGAAACAAAGAUAUGACAGCUUUGAACAAAACUUGGCAUCAGAGUUUUCUAAAUUACAAUUACAGCCAAUGAUUACUGAAGAUUUAACAGAAGUGUCAGAUGGAGAAACAGUUUGUGGACAACAUAGCUUUAACAUUCCUAUGAACCCAGAAGCUGGAAUUAUAAAUCUUCUCAGACAAGGAUACUUUGCUCUGCAACUUUUACCAGAAAAUUCUAGUGCAGGUAUAUGUGUUGUAACGGAUGGCAGUUUAGGAGUUACAGUUACUGAUUCAAACAGAUUUGAUGCUCUGAUGACACAAUUAAGAAACAGUACUAUUGCCUGCUCAUUCCUGAAGAUGGGUGACACUUAUUGUGCACGUGCUCAGUUUGGACAUAUACCACAUGUAGAAUUACUUCAAUUCAUAUCAACAGCUACAUUUGGAGCCUACUUUUCUUCAUGUCCAGAUUUAACUAAAGAUACUAGCCAGCAGCCUAAUGUUUACCAUAAAGCCUUGUUACAAUGGAGUUUCCAAAGAGGAUUAGAGGGUUUCAGAUAUGAUUUGGCCCAUGGAAUACAGCAGACCCCAGUACAUCCUACAGCCUUGAUUAACAAGAUCCUAGCCCAUCCAAUAAAAGUAGGUCCAAGCAGUGUGGUGAACCCAAUUAUCAGAAAGAAACACAAGGACAUGAAAUUGAACACUACAUUAAAUAGUGUGUUAUCUGUGCGACUACGAGAAGGCUACACUAUUAAAGAUGUCUCAAUAACUAAAGGAGGUACCCAGAUUGAAGUGAGAUUAGUGUUACCAUGGAGAGAGUAUGCUAAAAUAGAAUAUUAUGCAACAGCCUCAUGGCCAUUAGAUCCUUCUAAGAGACAAACUCAGGUAGAGAUUAUGAUAGAAGGGAGUUACGAUUUUCUACAUGACAUCACAUGUUCUACACGUAGAGGGGUACUGAGGACUACAAAUGUUAAAAACUUCUGGAUGGCAUUGCAAAGUUUAUGUCAAGCUGACCAGCUGUUGGUACAUCUACAGUCCUUUGGUUCCAGUCCAGUGCAUUAUAAAUUAAUCAGCAGCAUUGCUAAUGGUAUUCCAGUGUUCUUCCUGCCUCCAAGUUCUUACAAUCCAGAACUCAACAGUCAACACAAUACUAAGGAUACAGCUUUAAAUCAGUUUGCAUCAUUCUGGAACCCUGUUGUAAAUUUAGAUAUAAAAAUUUGGCAAAAAUGGAUGCACAGCCAUAGAAUAGAGAUGGUAUUAGAGCAUGAUGUUCCUCUACCUAAAUGUCUACAGAUACCCCAUACUACAGGCAGAUUUAACAUUGUACAGUGUAGGCAGGCAUUCGCUACACUGACAACUCUACUGAGAGAGUGGUCUUCAUUCAUACUGAUAGAGGGAUUGUCUUAUGUUAAAUUACUGGGAAAUAUUGUACAAUGUAGACAGGCAUUCCCUACUCUAACAACUCUACUGAGAGAGUGGUCUUCAUUCAUACUGAUAGAGGGAUUGUCUUAUGUUAAAUUACUGGGAAAGGAUCCAGAGAAACCAACAUCCUUCCUGUUAAUGCGAUCAAUAUCAAAACCACCUUGUAUUGUACUGAGAUGUGCUUUUCUGGCUGGAACAUCAGGACGAAAUAGAUACAAAACACUUGGUGAAUUGAAAGAGAAACUGAGAAAUCUAAAGUUCCCUCACAGAGCCCCACAGAAAGUGGACAGCAACAAGAGACCUCGGGCUGGACAAAGUGAUGCCAAACCAGCAGUGAUAGAACAUCGACCCCCCUUACAGUUAGAGAGAUCAGAAAAGAAUUGUUGUAUUUUACUGACAAAACCCGUAGAACAAAUCCUUAUCAGUUAUGAAAGAAAGCCAUCAGAUAUGACAGAACUAGAAGAUCCCUCCAAGUACAUCAAGGGUCAUUCCAUGACGGAUCAACAGAUUGUCACCAAAGCUACCAGAGCUAAUGCCUUUAAUACACUGUCUCGGUACUUACAUCACCAGAGAUGGAUCUGGUCAGUUAAGCGUGGAAAGGUGGACAUCAGUAUGCAGGCCAUCGGCAAAAUCUUGUCAACUUUAUCCAAAAUCCGGCUUCAAGAAGGUUUCCAUUUUGCCUCCAGUAAUUCAGGCAUUGUAAAUAUGGUUUUAGAGGUGAACAUGAAGGAGGAUCAAAAUGAAGAUGGUAUAUGUGUUGUCCAGUAUAUUAUGUUUCCACCACAUGUUAAAACUACUUUGGACAGUUCAAUAUCAGAGGAUAUGGAUGAGAUGGAGACAACUGAGGCUGAUGGAGAGUUACAGAUCGUGACUGAAUGUUGGAUAGAACCACAGCAUGGGAUAUCAGUACAGAAUUCUCCUGAGAGGCAACACUGGGAUAACAUGACAUACAAAGAAAUAGCUCAAACAUUUUUUCCAGUUGACCAAGAAUGUAUAUCAUGUAUGGUGACCUUUGAACACUUAGUAUGGGUGUGUGAGAAUAAUGCUGUUUUUCCCUCUGAAGAUUUUUUCUGGCUGUACAAUGAUAGUUUCUUUGGAAAUGGACCUCCUAGCCAGUAUGACAACAAACAACAAGAGAAGACAACUCCACCAAACAUACAUCAGAUGCCGUUCCCUUUUGAUUUGCUGUCUUUGUUACCCAAAAGUCAACAGGCGGAAAUUUUAUUCUCAACAUAUAUGUUGUCUUCAACAGAUGAACAACCUUCAAAAGGAUCAAACAGUAUUUUAUUUCAAUUAUUAUUGGAUAAACUCUCUGAAACAUUUGACAAAAAAGUGUCCUUAUCUAAAACAGACUGUAAAAGGUUCCUAGAACUACUAAAGAAACGUUCUAGAGAUGAUUUGGAAAAUCCUCUGCCUUUUUCUAUAGAUAAAGUUCUCAGUAACUCUACAGAAAUUCCUCAAUGGUGCUGUUUUGUGAAGUCUGUCAGUAAUAAUCGUAUGUUUAUGACAAUUUUACCCGAAUCUUUCAAUGACUUGUUACUACUGGAUACAAAGUUAGAAGUUAUUAGAGAAGGUUCAUCAGAAAGUGAUGAAAUUAUAGACAGAGUAAGUGAGUCACAAAGUGUUCUGACAGAGCCACCAAGUGCUUCUACUGAAUCACCAAGUGGUCCUUCUGAAUCACCAAGUGUUCCCACUGAAUCACCAAGUGUUCUUACUGAGUCAGGCGAUGCUUCAAAAGAUGACAGUCUACAAGAUGAUAAGCAACAUAAAGAACAUAAACAUGGCAAAGAAGAAGAACCGUAUCAUUAUUACACUAUUCCAUUUUACAUGUAUGAGAGUUAUCUCCCUAACGUGUUAGACAUGUUAAUCAACCCAUGGGAUUUCACACUUCCUGAAGAUAUAUAUGAAGAUCUGACAUUCAUGGAAAGUGAUCGCGAUGAAAGUUUCAGUAAAAGUCCCAUGUUUAAAGUUCCUUCAUUUGAGAGAGAAUUUACUCCAGGUUGUGAUGAGGCUACUAUGUAUAUGUCAUGGAUGAGGAUAACUCAUGAACGAAGACUUACAGAAUGCUCCAAUAAUGAAAAUGAGGCAACACUUAAACAGCAAUGUAGUGUCCUUACUGAUAUAUACUAUUCCUGUUUUGUAAACGGUGUAUUCCAGAGUGUGCAGCAGGAUCUAGGUGUACACAAGAAUGAUGUAGAUGCAGCCAUCAACAACAUAUGUGAGGAAUCCCUGGCUAUAGAGACAGAUAUUACCACAUUCCUCCUCUCAUCCUGUCAACAUUUCCAGAAGAUUGCUGAAUCAGCUAAGUUUGAUCUGGCUAACAGAGAUAAUACCAUACAAGAUGAGCAAGAAGAAGAAGAGGUGGAGGACUUCUUUCCUAGAAGACAGUCUGUCAGAUUUAAUGAUUUUGUGGAAGAAUUAGAUAGCCACCCUGUGAAUGACAAUAUACCAAUGUCAUUACAACUACCAAAGACUACAGCCAAGCUAAGGACAUCAUUGAAUUAUCCAUGUGAAUUCACAGAAGGAUCUCACAACCUCGUAAAGAACAAGUUUAUAGAUAUUGUACAGAAGUGGUUUAAACAAGUUCCCAGUAACCCUGACUACUACAUAUAUUGUCCAGUUAAUAUUCCACAGAGUGUUUCUGGAGAAGAAGAAUCUGAUGCCAGAAACGAGUCUGAUGGAAUUUUAGAUUUAAGCCAACAAGAUUAUGACGAAUUUGCUUUCUUUGAUGAUGAUGAUUUGGUGGUCGUAGAGAGGAAACAGACUGACCACCUCUCUACAGCCUCCAUGUUAGACUCAGAGGAAUCUUAUACUGACGAGGAUAUCUGUGAGGAGGAGAAGGAAUCAGAAAAUAUACCUCUCUUUGUUUUCUUUACCUGUACUGUUAAACAUAGACUGGACCAGGAACCAAUAGCUGUUCAAGGACUGAUUCCCUGCCUAGAUGAAAUAGUCAAUAAUAUUGAAACAGAUAUGGAAGUUAACCUGAGCGAUUUGAAAGUAACCUUUGACAUAAAUUGUGUUACUAUGGCAACUGAUGUAGAAGAGGAGCCAAAGAGGACCUUCAUGAGAAUGUUAUCAAACAACAGUACUGGCAGUAGUCCUCCAUUGUCACCCAGAGAAGAUAUGAUGGGUAGCUCUACAGAUUUAGGCAGCCUGAAGCAGACAUGUCCAGAUCCAAUAAAACAUCUUCCUAGACAACAACAUCUGGCUGUAACUAAGUGUAAAGAAGAGUUAGAAUGGUUACUGAAGGAUGAGAUAGCCUCCUCAUUACGACAGUUAAAUCUCAUUCAGACAGACACAUUGGAGUUUGUGACAGAUCAUAUCAAGAAGUCAGCAAAGAAAGGCAAACCAAACUGUUCCUGUGAACACAUCCCCCUUCAUUUUGUUUAUGGAGUUGAGAAAAGCUUACCAAAUUUCAAAGAGGAAUUUGAAAGACUAAACUUGCAAAAGUACAAAUUGAUGACAGAGGAAGACUUUUACUUUGUUGUAACAAAUAAAUCAUACAAUAACAUUCUGACUAAAGCUUUAACAUCUGCUUUAGUAGAACUCAGUAGAGAAAAUACACCAGCUUCUCUAGAAAUAGCAACUAGUUCUAAUGACGUCAAUACAGCUGUCACAUAUGUUUCUCCUACACUGAUGACAACAGAAAAACAGAAAAUUAUCUCCCCUGUAUCACACAGCAUAGAAGAUGGAUUGUCUCCCUUACCUAGUGAAAAGGGUGGAUUAUCUCCCUUAUUAAGUGGUAGUGAAGAAUCAUCAAGUGUGUUUCUAAAGGUGGAAGGAAGUAAGGAUAAGAAAUCAGACAAUGACAAUAAUGAAAAUAGCACAGCAUCUGAACGAGAUCAUUUUACAGAUUUCUAUGACAAGUUAGAAGGUAUUAAAACUAAUAUCAGGCCUGUAAAAUCAGUUGAUCUUAGAAGUUUGAGUGCAGGGGAAAUAGACCUACAAGGUUUGAAAAAAUCAUCCAGUUGUGCAGGAAUAAUAAUGACUAGUGUUAGCAAUACCAAAGAAAUAGCCUGUUUGGCUCCCCCACCUCCAGUGAUGACAUGGGCAUCUCAUGGACAAUUUCUGGGCAGACCUCGUCAUUUCUCAGCACCGUCAGGACAGGGAACACCCAGGAGUAAAACAUCAACAAUAGACCACACCCCUUCAUGGUUAUCAUCCAGAGCAAGUGAAGCAGGAUAUGAAGGUGAUUCUAGUGACAAUGAGGAAGGAGAUACAGGAUUUAAUGAUCUGAGUGGAUCCAUCCAACAACCAAUACCAAAGUUCUGGUUAAUAAUGAAGGUCAUAUCUAAGGUCAAAGAUUUAGGAGUGGAUGUUUACUUUCAUUCUAGGGAAACUGGCCAAGAAGACACAGAAGAAAUUAUUGAACAAAGAAAAUUAGUAUCUCAUGUUAAAGACAGUAUAGAUAAGCUUUGUUGUAAAGUCAACCAACUGUUGUUAUUAAAUGAUUUGUAUGACACAAGGGUUUGUAAAAACCUUCUGGUUCCUGAGGCUGAUGAGGACGUCAAGUGGGCAGUAGACAAAACUGUUCCCAGAGGGAUGACGCUAAAUAGAGGUUCAGAAGACGGUUCUGAAGAGGAAGAAGAAGCAGCCGGGGACCAGCAUUACUUGUAUGACACCCAUAAGUGGGAUGGUGGCCAUUUUGAUUGUGAAAGUGUUUAUACCAAAACAUUUUAUAUCCAUUCCAGGCUUAAAUCAAUGUCAGGGCCAAGGACAAGUAGUAACUCUAAAGGGAUGACAGCACUGAAGGCUGUACUGAAUAAAUUCUCAGUCAUCAACAGGAAAAAUAUGUUUGUAAUAAAGGAAUCUACAACACAAGCAGUGUUUUAUCUUAGAUUGAAAGAAGUCAGUGGAAAAGAUGCCAUUUAUCAGAGACAGUUAUCUACAAUAAUUGGGGACGAAUUUGAACUAGGAGAAUCUUCAGCAUCCCUAAUUGCCAUGAUGAAGAAAGAAGAAAUGCUGAAUGUGCCAGAAAAAGACAGUGACACUUUAUCAAUAACAUCUUCAGGCAGUGCAAUAUCUUCAAUGAAACCACAAGAUGAAAUACAACUGUUUGUCCAUGGCAUAGAACCACCAGGAAAAGAUAUUAGAGUAGGAUUAGUAAACACUUUACAGAAUAAGUUAGAUGAUGCUGUACUAGAGAUUCUGUGUUUACAGCUUAACAGGAACCCUAUGUCAAAGUUAUCUGCAGAAGAUGUUCAUUUUAUCCAGAAACCACAAGAGAUCAGAAGAAAUGCUGAGGACAGCAAGGGACCUAUGCAGAUACAACUGACAAUACCUGUAUCUGCCACCAUGCAGUUAUCAGCUGUUGUGUACUAUCUGAAACAAAACCUGAAGUUGUUCUCUCAUAUACCUAAUUAUGCUGAUAACAGACCAGACAGCCACUUCCAGGACAUAAUGGAUGGCAGACAACAAGCCAUUCCUGAUGGUCAAGCUUUUCUAUACAUCAGACCAACACAUGGAGGAAAAGGGAUAGCAUGUAUCAGUUUGGCAUUAGUUGAUGGGAAAGGUAUACCCGUACAAGCAUUGGGUUGUCGUAAACCUUCUAGGAUUGGUUAUACCAAAAUAGCCUCAGAGAAAGAAUUUGAACAUCUUAUACACACAGAUCUGUAUGAAAGUAAUGGUGAUUCUAGGCCAGGUCCUACAGCAUUGUUACAGUUUCGAGCAUGGGAAGUUGGUUCAGCAGAUCUGGGAUCACUGAAGGAGAAAUUGAUAUUAGCUGUUCACCAUUCUUUGUGUGACAUAGUGACGGAGUUCACCAUGCUGACAGCCUCAGUCUGUCAGAUACCUCACCAGUUAAUGGAGUUACUGCCAGUAGCAUCAUACUCAACUCCCUCAUCACCUCAUGCUCCUAGAGAAUCAGACCUUCAAAGGAGACAUUCUAUAAUGACAAGAAAGAUGCCAGACAAGAUAGUUCUUAGUAGUGCUGUGUCUUCUCCAUUGCUUCAGUCACUUAAAGAUGCCUUUACGAGAGUUACCUCCCCUUCACCAGAUCAGGCUAAGUCCUUUUUUGAUAUUCCAAGUUCAGCAGCACAUAUUCAAGGUCAGUCGUCACCUAGUUCAUCUUUGAUGUCAGGUUAUAGCACCGGAUCAGAAGGCGAUGUUCAACAGAUCAUACAGAAAUACGAGGAGGGCAGUCGUGGUAUCCUCAACCCUGUAUUCUCUUCACUACUUAUCAAGUGGUUUGAUUUCUGUCAUGAAAUAGGUGUUCCUUCUGUGAGUAAAGAUGUAAUGUCUCUGUCUUCAAGAUUUGCUGUUGAUUUUUUCCUGAAGGAAUUUAUUAAUGUUGUUUCUCAUAUACUUGGUGAUGUUCAUCCUAAAAUCUUCAAGUUAUACAAAGACAGCGAUGGGAAUCUGUGUAAUGGAACGUUAUACAACCCAUGCAGAGUUCCAGUUCAGACUGAUGAUGUCAAUAUAGAGAGUUCAUUGGAUACUACAGACAGAUUUGAUAUGGUGAUGGCAGAUCAGGACAUCAACUUUGUGGUAGUUGGACGUAACACAGAACAAUGGCAGGCUAGUGUCCAGGAUUUUAACGAGGAAGAAUUUACAGCUUCACCCACAUCUCCUAAAGCUAUACCUAAACAUGCACUUCAGAGAUUUGCACCAUUGUGGUCUGAGAGAGAAAAAUCACCAGAUAUAUUGAACAUGUUAGCAAGUCCAGAUCCACUGUUUAUACCAAGGCAGAGGUUACUACUACUUACUGUACAGAACAGAAAUCUAUGUCUGUACACGUACAACUGGGCAGGAGAUUUGAACAAGAUGCUCAUUUUAAAUGUUUCCAAGUUAGUGAAGUGGAACAACAAUCGUAAUACCUUACUGAAUAGUAUUAUCAGUCAGAAAAUGGGACUGUUCCAUCAUUGUGGAUUUUCACAGUCGAGUAAAACAAAGAAUAGUGAAUUAGACAAUUUGAUCAAACAUGCAGCCCCACCUCCAAAUGAACAUCUGAGAAGGAAAAACAGUAACAUUGGUCCAUUCAGUGCUAGUCAUCCUAGUCAACCUUUUGAUGAGGCUUUCAAGGAUACACAGCCAACAAAACCUCUAUCACAGACGCAGCAUGCUGUCAUCAGAGAUGUGGUCAAAUGUCACGGGUUACAAACACAAGGGGUCAGAGGGCAUGUCAGAAAAGAUGUAGAUGCCAUAUUGACUCUGAAUAAACUGUUUUGGUCAUGGAUCGCUAAAUCCAGUUGUAAUGAACCAAUUUAUGAAGAAGAUUUACAUCUGUUAAAACAGUUCAGUCGUUUACUUCACUACUGUGCCACGCCCAUUCUCUUUUUUUCUCAAUGGAGACAGAAAAUUAUGGAGAAGUACAGAUCUACUCAGAGACUACCUAGUACACCUACUCCAGAUAAAACAGAUAAAAGUAGAUCUCGCCACAGUUCAGGAACAUCCACUAGUAGUUUGAGAACUAAAAGAGCUGACAGCCAAGAUGGUAAGAAACGACCAGAUUCAACACCCUCAGAUUCUCCCAUCCAUGGACAAAAACAGAAGAGAUUUCAGGAGGAAGGAUGGCAUGUAGAGAUACGAUCAGAGUUCAUCAGUGAAUACAUGAAUUAUGUCAAGUCUCUGGGAUUUGUCCCUAUUAAUCUUACAGCUAAUCCAAAGAAAAAUUUUCGUCACAGAAAGACUCCAUCCCAUGAGAAUUUUGUACCAGAUGAUAGUCACAUCCAUGGUUCUAUUGGUACAGUCAAGCAUUUACAGAAGACCAUGUCUGGUGGAAUCAUGUUGAUGGAGCUCAGCUUUAGGGAGCAGUAUUUCUGUGUUAAGUUGUUUGUUUGUGAAUCCUCCAGACUAGGAACACCUGUGAACCAGCAUUUAAAGGUACUGUUUGUAGAUGAGUGUGAGAAAUGUAAAGAUUUAAUACAUGUCCAUUCCUUUGCCCAUGAUUUCCAUCUACGAUCGAUACAGUCCUGUAUCAGUGGUAAAGGAAUGUAUAAAAACUUCUACCACAUGACUGGGUUCCUGUCGGACUUCAGUUUGGUGUACCCGUAUCCACCAGCAUUUUCAAGGAAUUUUCUACUGACAGAUUUUAUAACAUUUCCAGAGUUAUCUUCUCCUGCUCAGACAUUGUAUGAACAUAUGACUAACCACAUCAAGGAUCAUGGUAUGAAGGUCAUUGCCAUGACACCCACUGUUGAUGCUGAUAUUGAAAGUGAAUACUGUUUUGUAAGGACCACAGAGUAUGCCUUGACACAGUACAAAGAGUUCAAGGUCCCUACUCGACAGAAGUCAGUGACUGAUGACUUUGACAUUGGACUAGUGAUAACAAACAUGUCACAGAGUAAUGUUUAUCAGACUGAUGCUGAGAAAUAUACCCUAAAGUUACAGUACUUUAUAGUACUAACCAGUAAGAGAGAUUUGUUUCCGGUGGCUUACUUGGAGAAAAAGUUAGGGCAGUUUAAAACCUUACCACAAACUCCAGAAGUAAUACCACGUAUCAGCAGUAACCCAGUACCAGUUAAACAACAUAUUGGUGUUAGAAAGCAAUCAAGAAGACCUUAUAAAAGGACCAAUCAACAUCAAGAAACAGCAGAAAACAUCCUGAUGCAGGAAUCUACUAUGGCCAGAGAAAAAAUGAAUGAGUUAAUAAGACAAUCUACAGCGGAAUGUCGUAAAGAUUCACUGUGGAACAGGAUGUUGAUUGUUACACAUGCUGACGAAGAUGUAAAGAAAAAGAAACGAAGUGAUACAGAGGAAAGCAAAGAUGGGUUUCAAAAGUUAUCCCAUGAUGAGUUUUUGGAGUUACUUGGUAUGGUUGUGAAGCAGAGGUUAGCUGAUAUAGACCCACAGUUAAUGCCAUUCCAUAACAUGAGUUUAAUGUGGUAUAAAAGUCUGUAUAAACUGCUCCAAUCCAGAUACCCAGAAACACAUAGGUCUUUCUCUAGUCCAGAUGGACAUGUGCAAUAUUUGGUUGUUGUUAAUCCUCAGUUUCCUGAUAUGCUGAUGAUGUUAAUGAUUGAUGUUAAAGAUCACAAAACUGACCUAUGUGCAGUUUUUCGUGAAGCCCUAUCUGAUGAAGCAGAUCAAAGCAAGCCAAGUUUACCAUUUAUCAACAUCCAAGAUCAUGAAACAGACUUUAUUAAUGUUUGUUGUUUUCAUCUCUGGGCUUCUUUAUUGUGAAGAAUUGAUCAACUAACUUGACAUUCAUUUGCAUUUAAAACCAUAAUUUUCAUUGAACCAUUUAUGUGAAACCAUGACAACCUCUGUGUUUUUAUAUAUGGGUUGUAUGAGACUCCAAGAUAUAUUCUUUAUGAAAUAUUUUAUACCCAUGCUUCAGAGUGGAGGUAGUUAUAAAUAAAGUAUAACAAGUGUAAUGUAAACUUUAAUUGUUACUUUAUACAAUUAGAUUGUAUACACUAUAGACAUAUUUGUUACUAAUUCCUAUUGUCAAAUUUGCAGUUAUAUUGAGAGAUACCGUUAAAGCAGAAAUUUUUGUGGAGGAUUUGAUUUCGUUUAUUUACUGGAAAUUAUAUAUCAACGAAAUUAAAAAAAUAAAAUGAAUAUUAAACCUUCAUAUAAUAUUGCUUCCAUUUACUGGAAACCACAAAAUUAAUCCCCAUGAAAUGUUAUAUGGAGACAAAACCCCAAAGUUUUAACCCAACUAAACUUAAUGUUUCUACAGUAGAUAUAGAACUUGAUUUUGUUAAAAAAAGUUUUUUGAAAUAGGUAAUUUUCUAACCAACUACUUUCUUUGUUUCCUUGCCUUCUGAUUAGUUGCUUAUUAUCAGGAAAUAAGGACAUGUGACUUUACUGAUGAGAUUUUCUAAAAUUGUGUCAGUUGUCAUGGCGACAAAUUAUAAACAGUCAUAUUAAUAAUGUAUAUGACAAAUAUAACCAAAAUUUUGUUUUUGUUUAUCUGUCUUGCAUACUCAUGUUACAGUUUCAUUUUAAUCAUAUUGAUCUUGUCUCUUCGCUAACUUAAACCUGUAUAUUCUCUGCAUUAAGAUAAAUCUGUAUAUGUAUAUUUUAACAUUUAUAUGGAGAACAAAAUUAUAAUUCUUAUGAUCUCUCUAGUCUUGCCAUUUCUCAUAUAAGAUUUUACAAAUUUGUUCAUUUUACCAUAUUUUUAUCAUGAGAUGAGAAAUAUAUCAAUUAACUCCUGAUAAUGUUUUUAAUAACAUAUGGAUCAUUUUGUUGGUUUGAUGUGAUCAGUUUUACAUUUUUAUUUUUGUAUAAAUUUCUAAAAUAAAAAUGAUGUUAGAGCUAUUAUAGAAAUCCAUGUUUACCAAAACUUUGGUUGACAUUCUAGCAAACAUUGUUAGAAUGUUUAACUUGACCUUGAAACCAAAAUUAUAUUAUUCUAGUGUUACUAAAAUCAUUAAUAUUGAAAGGUUUCAACUAAAUGACCCAUAGUUUCUUUAUAUUCAAAUCUUUAGAAAUACUUGUUGAUUUUUUUUUUACUGUUUGGUAUGUAACAUUAUAGUAAAUAGUGAGACAUUACUUAAAGAUUGGAAACAAUAUUACUGCUUAUGACAUGAUAUUUUGAUUAGGAAAUUGUUAGCAAUCUAAUAGCUGAUAGAGUGAUAGAGCAGAUUAUUACCUAGGGUAAUAUAGUAUUUGCCAUAGGACGGCCGUGAAGUAUAAAAAAGUAACAAGUUCUUUUUUGUUUCUAAAGAUAGGAUACACUUUGUAAAAUUAUUCUCUCUGUGAUAUGAGAUGACUUUUUCCCUGUGUAAUAGAAGUCUCAGUUGUUAAACAGUUUCUGUAAAAAGCUUUUUCUGUGAUUAUAGCUACUGAAGUGUGUGAUUGAUCUAACAUUCGUUUUGCAAAAAAUAUUUUUGUAAAUUUAGUUGUAAAUUCUGCAAGAGUUAGUUGGAUUUGUUAAAUAUAAUCGAUAUUAAAAGAAUAUCAUGCUUAUGACAAAUAUUGUUAUAUUGCGAAAUGGAAAGUUAUUUUUGUUACCUCCGGUAGGCUGAUAUUGUUAAUGCUGACACAAAGAAAGUUUUUUUUCUUUUUUAUAUAAUAUAAAACUCAAAGUGCCAUUAUAUUCCUGCAUAGUAUUUUUGUAAUAACAUAACACUUUUGGACAUAAUAAAAUUGUAUGCAGUGCAUUGUUUCGUUAAAUUAUGCUGAACAUGCUUUUGAAUACACAAAUAUAUAUUUAAAUUAGGUAAUAAAUUCACAUGCACACAACGAAACUUGCAAUAAGUUUUCAUGAUUGUUUUAAAUUGUUAAGAUAUUGUAUAUCUGGUUUUGACCUACAGUGCUGUAUAAUUAAUUUUAAUGGUUAUUUCAAUAAAUGACUACAAUAAA
This is a messenger RNA of Mytilus trossulus (common blue mussel), 13389 nucleotides long. Its product is annotated as KICSTOR complex protein SZT2-like. The coding region runs from base 157 to 11256 and encodes 3699 amino acids. The record is from RefSeq and is a predicted model, not a curated record. The transcript is spliced from 63 exons. Gene Ontology annotation, cellular component: peroxisome. NCBI's taxonomy places the organism in Eukaryota, Metazoa, Mollusca, Bivalvia, Mytilida, Mytilidae.